Messenger RNA from Brachypodium distachyon (stiff brome), 2404 nucleotides. RefSeq lists its product as uncharacterized. The record is from RefSeq and is a predicted model, not a curated record. The transcript has 3 exons. The coding region runs from base 69 to 2123 and encodes 684 amino acids. NCBI's taxonomy places the organism in Eukaryota, Viridiplantae, Streptophyta, Magnoliopsida, Poales, Poaceae.
CCCCCCCCCCCCCGCUGCUGCUCGCUUUAGUUCGCCGGCGGCUGGCGCCGGCGCCUGAGACCGAAUUGAUGGGGGGCUUGGAGGCCCAGGCGGCUCCGGAGGUGGUGGAUGUGUCGGCGGCCGGGACCCUGGUCUGGGUCCGCCGCCCCAACGGGUCGUGGUGGCCAGGCCAGGUCCUGUCCCGCGCCGACGUCCCCGACGGCUGCCCCGCGCCACCGAGGUCACCCGCUACCCCAAUCAUGCUCCUCGGCCGCCGCGACGGCCCGGCAUUCGUCGAUUGGUGUAACCUGGAGAGGAGCAAACGGGUGAAGCCCUUCCGAUGCGGGGACUUGGACUUGGAUGACUGCAUCCGCAAGGCGCAACAACAGCAGGCCGCACGCCGCCGCGGCAGCACUAGCACCAACAGGAGGAGGGUUUGCAACACGGCCAAUGGCGCCAGGUAUGCCCGCAAGGAGGACGCCGUUCUACAGGCCCUCCAGAUCGAGAGAGCCACCAACAACCGUCAGGGGGCCAAGUCCAGCAGGAAGCCCUCUUCUCUUCCCGCUGCUGCCAACCCGCCGCCGUUGCCAAAGAGGAAGCGCAGGACGCCCAAUGACUCCGAGGACGAUGUGCCGCAGGGGUUCCGCCGUAUGAGGGACCUCACCGAAAUCGGAUCCGAUGCAGCUGUGUUUCCUGAUUCGACUUGUUGUCUGCCAGCUAGUGCUAGUCAAAUGAAAAGGAGUAGGCAAUCUCAUCAUGAUUCUGGGAAGAGGAAGCACCCUACUUUGGACCAGGACCAACCUUGCGGGAUGUUAAGAAAGAAGGAUAGGUCCCGUCCUCUCUCGGAGCUAUGCAAUGGAGACAUGUGGAAUGGGUUCAAACCAAAUGCUCAAAGGGCUGAUCAUGAUCAGCAAUUGAUGCGCAUGGGCACCUGUUCUGGAAGCUCCUCCGCCUCUUCAAGCUUGGAUACACUAGCGGAUAAGUCCAGCUCUCAUCCCACCGCUCUAUUCAAGACGGAUCAAGCAAAGGGCAUCACAAGGUUACCCAAUGAUGACUUACCCCGUGGCGAUGAACUGGGAAGUAUCUUUAAAGCAGAUCGUUUGCACGUGGACCAACCUGGCGCCUUGAUGAAGGAUCCUUCCUGGGAAUGUAGUAAGCAAGAUCCGGAUAGCAGCAAAGCAGACCUGUCUUCCCAAUGUGAUGGCAGAAAUCAUAAGAAGAAAACCAUAAGCUCUGUUGAUCAGGAGGGCAGUAAUAGGGCCAAGAGUGUGUUAGAGCGUGAACACUGCAAAUCAAGGGUAGUGAAGUAUAAAGCACCAAGUAAUGAGGGUGUCCUCUUAGAAGAAAGGUUGGAGAGGAGUACUGUCGACAAGACUGCUGCACCUGAUGAUGAUAAGGACCUUGCAAUACUUCCUAAUGAUUUGGAUCGUGUUGAUGCAGUUCUGCAGCAAUGUUCUGAAAGCAAGCACAAACAUGAAGAACCAUCUGAAACCACAAGCAACAAUUCAUACUGUGAGAAUGUUUCAGUUUCAUCUGUGGCCUUUGAGUUGCCGCCCCAACACACGGACCCUGCGGUUGCAAGUUGCCAUGCAGUGAAGGCAACUAAGACCCUGCAAUUGAAUUCUGCACUUUAUGAUGUGGAGUUAAGUGUGCAGGGCAGCAGCAGCAGCAGCAACAACAAGGGGCGUCAUGUACCUCUUGUUUCCCUUAUGAGUAGAUCCAGUAGAAGACCCGUUGUGGGGUAUCCAGUCUCCGUGGAGGUAUUAGAUGUCGUGUAUUGCCCUCCAGCGUCGAGUAUAGAUGAUGACCAUCCCUCAACAAGCAGCGCUAAUGGACUAGUGAAGGAGCAGGAAACUGCAGUCCCACAGUGUGCAAUGCCGUCUUCACACAAGGGGCGAGCAAAAGCGAGAAGCCGCAGGAAGACCUCGGAGGAUGACAUGGACAAGUCAUGGCGACCGCAUAAUAAGAAUCCAGUGUCUUCUCCGAGGAAAAUGCGGAGGCUUUCGUCUUUCGCCACAAGCCAGAGAGGAGGUGAAGACAGGAAGACUCUGGUGGGGAAGUUCUGCGGGACAGCCGUCGCAUGCAUUCCGCUCCGUGUUGUCUUCAGCAGGAUCAACGAGGCGUUAAGUUAUUCAGCUAAAUGAGCUGGGGGGCGUAUCUGUCGGUUCUGAGAGGGGGGAUGAUCUGCUGAGACAGGAUGGGUUUCGGCAGCAGCUCUGCUCUGCUCCUUGACCCUGUAUGUUUGUUGUACAUGUCCUCUCUAGAUGUUGAUAAGGAGAGUAUCUUAUAUUUGCUCUUUGUUGUGAUUGAAAGUCUUUUGAGCACCAUCUAUCCAUCUAACUAACGGAAGGGGAAUAAGGAGGCAUUUGGAAUAUGUGUAUGUAUCGUAUAUUCUGAUCAUCCACAUGUUUGUUAUUGCAUUCAA